AACAGAAGCUUUUCCGUUUCUCGUCGAAGCGCCAGUGGGUUGGGACGAUCCAAAGCGAACGACGAAGAAGAAGGCGAAUGGCGACGGAACGAGACGCGCUCGCCGAGUCGCUCAACGAUCUCUUCCUCAACCUAUCCACCAUGGUCAAAUCCGAGCUCCAGGGCGCGAACAAUCACCUGGAGCUGCUGGAGAAGAUGAACCUGAGGGUGGGCGAGGAGUACAAGGAGUUCGGCGACGUGGCGUCGGGGCUGAGGGUGUUCGUGGAGCAGCUCAAGUCCAAGAGCGGGAGCUUCGACGAGUACGUGCGGCAGAUCGAGGCGAUCGAGGAUCAGGUGGCGCACUUCGAGUCCGUGAUCUCCAUGCUCGACAAGUACGUGUCCCAGUUGGAAUCCAAAGUGCAGUCCGCGUGCCGCCCGCCUCAGUGAAGAAGGCUCCUUCGCUCCGUCCCAAAUCCCCUCGCUCGCUCUUCUUUAGUUUCUCAGUCAUUUUUUGUUCGAGUGUCGCGAACACCGUCACUUGCGUCGUUAAAUCCAUUUCGUCGUAAACCGUUUCAUUGUAUGGCAAAUCACUCGAAUAAA
Syzygium oleosum is the source of this 578-nucleotide messenger RNA. Its product is annotated as biogenesis of lysosome-related organelles complex 1 subunit 2-like. The record is from RefSeq and is a predicted model, not a curated record. The coding region runs from base 78 to 425 and encodes 115 amino acids. NCBI's taxonomy places the organism in Eukaryota, Viridiplantae, Streptophyta, Magnoliopsida, Myrtales, Myrtaceae. The transcript is spliced from 2 exons.